UUCCUCUUUAAAAAUGAUGGUAUUAACUAAAAAGACAUGUGUGAUAUAUAUUCAAAACAUCAUAAGAUUUUCACGUAAUAUUAUAUUAUAUAUUGUUGUUAUGUAGUAGAAAAAAGUAACAAUGAAUUAAAAAUCAAAAACUGUUAAUAUAUAGAUUGAUUUUUAUAAUUAGAUUUAGAACUUGGUAUAUUGCUUGGAUUUUAUAAAAAGUGUUUGUGGCGGGUGCACUAACAUGAAGAAGGUCAUUUUAACAAAAAGCAAUAGUAAAACAGUUACAACUGCGUUCAAGAUAACCAGCCCUGAUAACGCCAAAUCUAAGUUGGCCUAUGCGGAGUUAUUUCGUGUAGUACUUCAAAUACCUGAAAAAGAUGUACAACUUCGUAUUUUGGAAGCAGUUAAUGGAAAAUCAUCGAGCUCACAGAUUGUACACGCCUUGUGCCCGAAUUGUAAAAAGACAUUUGGUAACAGUGCUGACUCCUUCAAGGAAAAAGCCACACAAACGGAUAUUACCGAAAGAGUUACACAUUCAACAAAUGAAGCAAUUAAAGUAAUAACACUACCACUUCAGUCGUCGCAGAAUUCUUUACAUCCAAGCAAUGGUGAUGACAGUCGAAAUGGAAACUCACCAGCUUUACAAAGAACAGUAAUUUCUACAACAAUAACACGAAAUCUUACGAUAGCACAACAGUCGGUGGAGCCGAAGUCUAGAGGAGAUCAAACGUCUAAAGUUAAUGAUUCAAUAAAUGCACCAGUGAAAAGGAAACGGAAACGAAAAGUAUGUCUGCCACAAGUGGUAAAAAGGUCACAUGCCCAAAUGGCACAGACUCAACUACAACCCAAACUAAAGGCUAGAAAAAUUGAAAAAACCCCAAACAUAGAUCAAGCGCCAACAAAUGAUUUAAAUCGAAGAAAUCGAAGUGACUCGAUAAUAUCCAUUACUUCUGAAUUUUUAAACGGAAUCAGUUUUGAAUCGCCAGAGCCACAUAAAACAAAAGAAGAGCACAUCAUUCGCAAAAUGGCUGAAGAAUUUAUAGAUGCAGACAUACGUAGAGAUGGAUUGCUCGCCAUACACCGCACCAUAAUUGAAAACGACUUGGAUGCCUUACGGAGGCAAAUAUUCGUUUGGAGGAAAAUUAGAAAAGUGGAAGAUCUUAACACCUUACUUACGGACGAUGACGAAAAUUGCCUCCAGUUAGCAAUCGUUCAAGAUUGCUACCCGAAAAUAAUCAAUGUGCUAUUAAAUGAGGGUUUGAACACAAAUGAAAUCGAUGACCACUCCAACACCUCUAUUCAUUUAGCUGUACUCAACGAAAUCGAAGAUAACUCUUUACGUUUGCUAAUGGAAAAGAUAGAUCUAAAACUAUUAUUACACUUAAAUGAUGAUGGAUACACUCCCCUGCAUAUGGUUGUGCGUGCCAAUAGUUAUAUACGCGCAGAAAUCAUUCUAAAUGCACUAGAUGAACGCCUUUCAGGAAAACCUUCAUUUACUCGAAAUUUUACCUCAACAUCAUCCGAAAAUGAAUUUAGUAAAUAUUACGAAGACGUUUGUAAGAAAUUGGAACAAAAAUAUAGCAAUACAACGAGAAAUGCACAACCGAAGUUGAAGAAGAAAUUUUUGGAGAUGGGCGAUCGGAAAAGUGGAAAUACAGCGUUAUUUUUUGCAAUUGAAAAUAAAUUAGUUUUGCAGAGCAUUUUGUGUUCUUCUUAUUGGCGCAUCUCACAGAUCCUCGUGUUAUGAAUUUUAGCGGUCAAGACGCAAAAUCGUAUUACUCGGAAUUUGGCAAAAUGCUGCAAUUAAGUUUAAAAGUGGAUAAUGCCAUGGAAAGUGUGGUGACAAUACUGGGGUAAAGCUAUCGAUAUUA
Messenger RNA from Bactrocera oleae (olive fruit fly), 1862 nucleotides. It is a transcript of the gene Charon, whose product is annotated as charon. Lineage: Eukaryota; Metazoa; Arthropoda; Insecta; Diptera; Tephritidae. Gene Ontology annotation, biological process: cellular response to tumor necrosis factor. Gene Ontology annotation, cellular component: cytosol. Gene Ontology annotation, molecular function: NF-kappaB binding. The record is from RefSeq and is a predicted model, not a curated record.